Nasonia vitripennis (jewel wasp) is the source of this 7759-nucleotide messenger RNA. RefSeq names its product myocardin-related transcription factor A. NCBI's taxonomy places the organism in Eukaryota, Metazoa, Arthropoda, Insecta, Hymenoptera, Pteromalidae. The coding region runs from base 1158 to 4619 and encodes 1153 amino acids. The record is from RefSeq and is a predicted model, not a curated record. The transcript has 12 exons.
GAAACGAGCCGACAGUCCGGCCGCACAUACACACGUGCCGCCGCCGCCGCCGCCGCCUCCACGCGCUCGCUCGCCUUAGAAAAAAGGAGGAGAGCACUUUCCGUAUUUGGUGCAGCGGCCAAACACCGUCUGCUCCGCAGGGUAAACAAAGCCGCCGGUGCAUACGGACGCGUGCUCCCGUCAGCUGAUUAGUCUCUGCCUUCGUCGUUCAUCGCGCAUUGGCUCGUCUGGAUCAGUGGAGCAGUGGAUUUUUUCACCCGUGACUUUUCUCUCGCGACUCCGAGCCUCAAGAGGAUUUGGUGCGCGUGUGCAGUGCAGCUAGCUCGUCUAGCCGCGCGCUCGCGCGGCGGCAGCUUCAUUCAUAAAAUCGGCCGGCGCGCGAAACGUGUUUCGUUACGCUCGAGGGAGCCAGCCGCUGAACCAAUACACACAAACACAGCCGAGACGUAAACGAGCGAGGGAGAGAAGAAAAAAUCGCGGCGCCUGGCUGGAGGCGUCUGGCGUGUUACACACGGAUAGACUGCAGACACGCAACAGCCUGCCCGGAGGAAAAUAUGCCCGCCGCUCGCUGCCGCGGUCAGCUGCUGGACCAACUCCUGGUGCACGUGCUCGCGUGUGCGACUUGCGUUUAGUGCGACCGACCGAGGAUAGUAUCUCGUGCUGGCGCGAGUGCGGCGACUUUACGAGGGCGUGUUUUCCCGAUUGCCAUCGUCGCCGCGCAGGACAACCGCUGCACGCGAGCCCGGCUCCGACGCCAGGAUUCGCUGAUCGCCACUGCUCCGGAGGAUAGAAACGAAUGGAACCGAAGGGAGCAGCGAUUAAUCCGGCGAGUGGCUCUCGAGCCCACAACGUCGGCACACGAGGCUCUAGUCAUCAUCAUCUACGUUGGUUCAAAGCCAGAAGAUACCUGCGCCUCUACGAAAACAUGUGAGUGCUUCCGUGCGCAGGCUUGCAACACGGACACUUGAAAAGCGAAAAAACUCUAUCUGUUCCGAACAGAGGAGACAAACUUGUGAUACAUUAUGAGCACGGGCUGCGUAUGUGAUGCGCAGCGAUGUUAAACUGACACACAGAGUCUAUAUAUAGUUUGUUAUUGUUGUUGUUACGAGAAGUAUUUAAGGAGAAGUAAGCAAACGCACUCACUACAAGUAUUAAAAAUGGUUACCCUGGACACCGAGCAGAAACCCGAGAGGCAGCACUGCGGUCGUCGCAUGUGCGCAAUAUGCAGGCGCGUCAGACGUGAUAAAGCGCUGAAGGUGAAGCUGAUGCUUAGGCGGCCGUACAACCAACUAGUCGCCCAAGGAAUCGUGCCUCCUCUGAAAACGCCGCCGGCUUUCCACGAGCAGGCGAAACAGCUGGAGCGACGCAAGACCGGCGACCUGCUGAAGGCGAAGAUUCAGCAGAGGCCCGGCAGGGAGGAGCUCGUGCGGCAGCACAUCCUCGAGGACGUCGGCCACGUUGACCCGAGCCUGGCCGAGCGCCAGCGCAUGCUCAAGAAGGCCCGCCUGGCCGACCAGCUGAACGACCAGCUCAGCCACAGGCCCGGACCCCUCGAGCUCAUCCAGAAGAACAUACUCCACACGGAGGAGCCCAUCGAGCGGGCCGUCAAAGAGGGCCACAUCCCCUUCAAGGCGACAUGCGAGGGUCAGCUGACGAAGCCCCAGCACCCGGACCACUACAUCACCUUCGAGGAUGACUCGCAGAGCUCCGAGGGUGGCGCACCCUCGCCGCCGCUCGAGGUCGCCUCGAGGUCGAGCACGAGCCCCUCGAUGACGACGACGAUGACGACGAGCACGACGACGGCGACGACGGCGACGACGGCGACGACGGGCACAGCCGAUGUCCUCGAGACCGCCGCCACGUCCGCCGGCAUCGUCACAGUCUCCCUCAGCAUACCCACGACCGAGGGCGCCGUCGUCGUCACCUCCACCUCGCCCGUCUUCCAGAAUUCCAGCCUCGCGCAGCAGCAGCAGCAGCAGCAGCAACAGCAACAGCAGCAGCAGCAACCGGCGGCCCAGAGCGUCGAGACCUCCAACAUACAGACCUUCGCCGAGCUCUGCAACUCCGUCGUCGGGAACCAGGAGCUCCAGCAGCAGGGCCAGCACGUCGCGGCACAGGUAGCCGACAGUCCGCUGCUCAUCUCGAUUGCGAGUCCGGCGAGCAGCAUGUCCUCGACGACGACACUGCUGCCGCUGGCCCCGGCGCCGAGUCCCAUGUCGCUGGGCUCGACGACGUCCAGCCUCAGUCCGCUGUCGAACAUCUCGAUAGCCUCGCCACCGGCGGCCAUCACCCCGAGGCCGCAGCCUAGUCCCAUCGCCGCCGCGACCGGCGGCCAGCAGCGCAGCGACGCGCCCGGCAAGGACAAGAACCGCAAGAAGUCCAAGACCAAGAGCCAGCCCAAGACCAGGACCAUCAAGUUCCACGAGUACAAGGGCCCGCCAAACGCUCAGAAGACCAGCAGCUCCUCGUCGACUUCCGGCCUCGCAUCUGCGCCGCAGAACGAGACUAGCUACGAGAUUAUGCUGCAGCAGCAGCAACUUUUCCUUCAGUGGCAGGUCGAGAUUAAGAACAUGGGAAGCGGACCGAUUCAUCAACAGAGAAUGUACCCGCAGCUGAUCCUGCCCGCGGGGACGAAGCCCAUCUCGCUGACGAGCAGUAGUGCUGCUAGCGACAGCGGUAGCGUCAGCGGCGUCAGCGUCAGUGCCCCCAGUCCAGCGUCCUCGAACGCCUCGAGCAACCCCUCCGAGCAGCCGCCCCUCAGGCCACUCGGCAAACUGGAGGACAUGAAGGUCAGCGACCUGAAGGUCGAGCUGAAGCGUCGGAACCUACCGGUGUCGGGUUCGAAGCCCCAGCUGAUCGAGCGGCUGAAGCCCUUCACCGAGUCCUCGAGCGGCAACGUCACCUCGAGCUCCAACGGCCAGCACGUCACCAAGAUGGGCCAUAUUCUCAUGGACACGCCCGCGCCCAUGUCCGCCGACGAGUCGAGCUCCCACAAGAGCCCCAACUCGCCCAAGGAAGAGCCGGUCAACAGUCCGAGGAUCGACUCGCCGCACGGCAGCGAGCAGGACGACUCCUCGAGUCCACCAGACAACAUCGCCACGGAGCAGCAGUACCGCAAGAGGAUCAGCGAGCUCCAGCGCGAGCUGCUGCAACUGCGCACGCAGCAGCAGUUUCAGCAGUUCCAGAACCAUCCGGUGCGUACGGAGAAGCUCAUGCUGCAGCAGCACCUCCAGAACAAGAUGCAGCAGCAAAUGCUCACGCGCACCCUGCAGCAGCUCCAGCAGGAGCAGCUGCAGCAGCAGAAGAACCAGCAGCAGGCCCAGCAGCAGGCCCAGCACCUCGCUUUCCAGCAGCACAACGCCAAGGCCAGCCUCGCCGCCUUCCUCCAGGCUCAGCCGAACAACGCGGCGGCCAUCAUCGACUCGGCCACCCUCACGGCCAUCAACAACAAGAAGAACCAGACCAAAAACUGCAACGGCACCACUACCGUGCAGGUGCCCGCUGCCAUCGUUCUCAAUCUGGCCAAGACCACCAAGAUCAACGGCUCGCUACUCGGCGCGCUGGUCGCUCAAGCCCAGAGCCAGCAGCAGCAGCAACAACAACAACAGCAGCAGCAGCAGCAGCAGCAGCAGCAACAACAACAACAACAACAACAACAGCAGCAGCAGCAGCUCGUCUCGAGCGCCGAGGACGUCAAGCCGCCUCCGCCCCAGUACGACGAAGCUGCCAAGCUGCUGAAGGUUAAGAUCGAGCCGGUGCAAAAGAGUCCGGUCAAGAGUCAGAUGGUGGACGACGUGCUGGAGAUCCUGAUCAACAGCGGCGAGCUGCCACCGAGUGCGGCGCAGGACCCACUGACCCCGACGACGCCGAACCGCCAGAUACCGCAGAGCCUGGUGCUGAGCGCUGCGGCCGACAGCCCGACGCAGUCCCUCGUUUUCGCCGCUGCCAGCCCCAUGGACGUGACGCAGAGCGAGUGCGGCAGCCCCGCGCCCCAGGCGCAACCUCCCCCGCCGCCCCCGCUGCCCCUCGCCACCUUCAGCGUUCAGCUGCCCAGCGCGCUUCAACAACAGCAGCAGCAACAGCAACAGGACAAGCUGUCGAGUUUCACGACGGACCUGCUGGGCUCGGAGGCCGAGCUCGAGGCGGCGAUGCUGCUCAGCCCGCAGUCGGUCCAUCAGAACUCGCCCGAUCCCCAGCCCCCGCAGGAGGUCACCUCAUCCGACAACGCCAAUUUGGAUCUCAAGGAGUUGGGCUUGGACCUGGACACGAUGGACUUCGGCCAGCUGGACUGCGACUUCGGCGACAAGAUGGAGACGCCCCAGGAGUUCAUGGACAUCGGCGACAUGCCCAUGGACAUGGACGAGCCCGACUGGCUCGAGUCCCUCAUGCCCCAGUCGCCGCCUUCCUCGGUCACCACGACCACGUGCGCCAGUACACCUACCCUGAACCAUCACACGACCUCCUCAUCCUCGCAGGCGAACAACGAUCUCUAUGACCCGCUGCUUGGCAACAGUCAGGAUCCCUUCGACGAUCUCUUCAACAUCGAGGACUCCGACUUCAAGAUGUCGUCCGAUCUACCCCUCACCUGGGACAACGGACAGGUCGACUUCGCCACCUAGCCGGAGCCUAAUCGGCCAUCCGCCGCUAGCUGGGGCUUCACCUUGUGUACUUAAACGCCGACGACGCUUCGGACACGUACUGCAUGUACAAUGUAUACAGGCCCACUCGUCUUAGGUUAGAUCGUGUAAGGACUCUUUUUUUAUAGUGACAAUGGGUGUUGCCUACGAAUUAUAUACUUACCGCAAUAGCUCGAUUGGCUUUGCGUGAUUAUCAUUGUAAACCCUGUUGCGUGUAUGCCUCUAUGCCUGAUAAGAUGACAAACUAUGUAGACUUGUCUCGCGUACGUCGAUCGCGGUUUAUCCAUUGUACUUUAUUGUAAGAUUUUAGCGCUACGUUCGCUUUCGCAUCUUGCCGAUUGCCGUCUUUUCCGUAUCGAAUUUUCGAUGCUUGAAAAUUGUAUCUCGUGUGUACAGAAUGACAGACGCAAAAUCGGCAAUCGGAAGGCAAAUGACCUUGUCCCUGUGACACUGAGUUCACAUGCCAGAAGCGCGACCCGAGCCUUUAGUUAAGCCAGUUAAGAAAAUCAGUGAAUGAAAUUCUCUCCAAAGAAAACCCCCGAGAAACUAGAGAAAAACAAUCGCGUCUAGCAUUAGCAUCGAGAGCCUGCUACCGCGGUGUGCUGCUUGAGUUCUUAAGACCGUAACGCCUAUAACCCCUCGAGAACAAACGAUAAAAAUGUUAUCCUAAUAAUAAUGUAUAAUAUUAUUUUUAACAAAUAUGAAGCUACGCAUAUUAGUCGACAUAUAUAGGCACAGGUGCAAAUAUAUAUGUAAAGCAAGAGCAUGUGAUGUUCAAAAAUUGAGCAUGUAAACGUUUUCAAAAUAAUAACUGCAUGACUUUUCGAGUUUUUUAGGCGGGAAACGAUAUUUAAUCAAGAGAAAAUAUAGAGGAAAAAAACAAAAACAAAAAAAUCGUACUGCCUGUCAGAUAGCGGUCGCGGUCGUUUAUCUGAUGCUUCUUCUCCUAUCAACUUCAAUUUCGUAAUAAUAAUGUGUUGCUGAUUCUCUUCAACGUUUCGUGUACUAGCCUACAUCCAUUUAACAUCUGAAAUUCACAUCCAAUUUUUCUUGUGACAUUCCAGUGUUUUUCUCUUUUUCUUUCAACACUGAAGCUUCUUUAUCAACGUAUCUAAUAAGAAAAUGCUUGAGUAGUGAAAUUAAUAAAUCUUGUUAUCUAGAAUUAACGAUCGCGACGGCCAUCACUGUGGCUAUAUUACUAAUAUUACAAUAAUGUAACCAGCGAGUGUAUUCGAAUUUCCAUCAUCCUCGAUGUCAUUCAUCAUUAUUAUUUUUUACGAAUCGAGUGUUUGUGUCCGUAAGAAUAAUUGUUGAAACCCAUGUGCUCUUGCGGGAUACAGAAAUUAUUGUUUGUGCAAUUCAUAGAUAAAAAUAGCUAAUCGCUAAUAAAAAAUUUAUGUUUGCUAUUUCUCGCAACACUUUUUUCAUCUACGAACUAAAUGUUAAACUUAAAAUAUUUAUUCUCAUUUUAGAUUAAAAAAAAUCAUAUUAUAACUGCGAGGCUCGUUUCUAUAGCGUAAUAUAUUUUCUCCUGAAUAGAAAAUUUCCACUGAAAUAAAAAUUAAAAACGUGAAAAAAAUCUGCCAAAAAUAAUAAUAAUGGUCAACAUUCCAGACGAUCGACGGACAAUUCCUAAAGUCUUGAUGAGCCUAUACUUACCCGUACAUUACAUGUAUGUUCCUCGUUCCAACUUAUCUCUAUUGUCUUUUUAAUAGCGAGUUUCGUAGAGGUUUUUAUAAGUGCAUUUAGAACGGAAGCAUGAACAUAAACGCAUAAAUUAACUCAUUGACUAUAAUAUAUGGCUCGGACUUCUUUAUCAUUCUCUGCAUUUAUGUAUACUCCUUUUCAUCCUAUUUCGUACUUAGAAACAACUAUUGGUCCGUCAAGUAGAGCAUUUCAGUGGAAAUAAAAAACGCUUUGAAACUAACCUCGAUAAAUACAAAAAAAUGUUUAGUUUAAAUCUUCUGUGCUUCAAGAAAUCGGCCGUUAUCAUUAUUUUGUAUCGAUAACAGAAAGUAUUUGCGCUUGGUUCAAGUAAACAAAUAUAAUCUAACAAUAUUUUUACACUAAAACAAAAAAAAAAAAUGCAUGAUCUAGAUCUUAUUAGAAUGGGAGUUUCAAGCGCUAUUAAAUAAGGUAGCGACCGAUUUUCAAUUUUAACACUUAUUUUGCCAUGACAAUAAAAAUUUAUUGUUUUUUGUAAUAUAUUGUAAUAUAAUUACGAAUGGUGCAGUAGAAUGCGAUAGAUAAUAAAAUGGUAAUCAGUUUUUUAGUUUACUUGAAAAAAAAAACAAUACAAAAGCUAAGGUCACAUGAGAUUAUUCACGUGCAAAGGCGCUGAGAUCCAGGUGCUUUAUUUUUUGAACGCCCUUUUAAAAUUAAGGCGCAAAUGCGAUACAGAUAUUAUUAUUAUAACUAUUAUUAUUAUUUAAAGAAUUAUUGCUGUAAUCAUUAUUAUAAUAAUUAUUAUUAUUAUUAUCAGUACUAUUCUUAUUAUUAUUGUAAUUAUUAUCAUUAUUAUUAUGAUUGUACGAAUCGAAAAUGCUAUUCAUCGCGAUUGUGUGAAUCAUCGAGUUUUGUUUUAUGGCUCAUGAAGUUGCGCAUAAUUGAUUAUCUGUCAGGCUGUGCAAAUCUGGUAGUCUGCCAUCAUAUCUAGGUGUUCUGACCUUCUUCCGUUUUGCACGCGGUCUCGUGAAUUUUGAAAAUUCUUCCUCUUGAUGCGCUUACCAAUAUGACGAAAUCAAAAAUGUAUAAAAAGCCCUCGCGUGUUCAAGAGCCAAGCGCGUGCAAAAUCGACGUUUUUGAGAAGAACUGUGUGAGAAGCGAGGAAGAAAAAUGUUAAAAACAAAUGUAUUUUGUAAUUUUUACGACCGAAAGGUGGAAUGAUGUGCGUUUUGUUAAGCAUUGAAUCAAUUUUUGAUUAUUCGGAUAGUUCUAAGUAACGGUCGAGUAUAUAAUUAUUAAUAAUAUUAUUAAUAUUAUUAUAUUGCUAGAGAGAGAGAGAGAGAGAGAGAGAGAGAGAGAGAGAGAGAGAGAGAAAGUGUUAUUUAUUUUUAUUUGUUGCGAAUUGAUCGAUUGCCUUCCAUUUAAGUAAAUCAAUAAAUAAAUAAUUAAAGAAAAAA